UGGUGUAUCCCAAAAGAAGAAAAAUACAGUACGUUUUAAUUUUAUCUCUAAUGGCUUUGAUUAGCUUGUUUGAAAUCUCCAUUGCUUUCUUUUGUUUUCUCCUCUUCCGAUAUUUCUUGAUCAACAAGAAACCUCACCGUUUGUGUCCAACAAACUGGCCAUUCCUUGGUAUGAUUCCAGGCAUGCUCGCCGAGAUCCAUCGUGUUUACGACUUUGUAACCGAUAUUCUCGAGGUCACAAACUUAACCUAUCCUUGUGUUGGCCCCUUAUUCUCCGGCCUAGACAUGUUGGUCACGGUUGAUCCGGCUAAUAUCCACCACAUCAUGAGCUCAAACUUCGCAAACUACCCGAAAGGACCCGAGUUCAAGAAGUUAUUCGACGUUUUGGGAGAUGGGAUUUUCAAUGCAGAUUCGGACUUGUGGAAGGAUCUGAGGAAAUCAGCCCAAAACAUGAUGAUGAACCCCGAGUUUCAAAAGUUUUCAUUAGCUACAAGCUUGAAUAAGCUAGAGAAAGGGCUUGUCCCACUUCUUGACCAUGCAGCUAAUGAGAAACUCGCUGUGGACUUACAAGACAUGUUCCAACGUUUUACGUUCGACACUACUUUUGUUUUAGCCACCGGGUAUGAUCCAGGUUGUCUCUCCCUCGAAAUGCCGGAAGUCGAGUUUGCAAGAGCUUUAGACGAUGCAGAGGAAGCCAUUUUCUACAGACAUGUCAAGCCGGAGAUCUUUUGGAGGAUCCAAGGCUUGCUUGGGUUAGGAGAUGAGAAGAAGAUGACGAAAGCUCGUAAGACUUUAGAUCGUGUUUGCUCCGAGUGCAUAGCUUCAAGGAGAGAUGAGAUAAGCAGUGGGAUUAACAAUGUUGAUUCUCCUUCUAAAGAUUUGCUGACGUCUUACAUGAACUUGGACACGGCCAAGUACAAGUUGCUAAAUCCAAGCGAUGACAGAUUCCUCAGAGACACAGUUCUGACCUUCAUGUUAGCUGGUCGUGAUACGACAGGAUCUGGACUCACUUGGCUCUUCUGGCUUCUCUGUCAAACCCCAGAAGUCAUGGCCAAGAUUCGUCAAGAAAUCAACAAAAACCUGACCGAUGGUUCUGAGUCUGGUGUUGAUUCUGGUUCAUUCAACCCCCAGGAGUUAAAGAAGCUGGUGUAUCUACAUGGAGCGAUUUGUGAAGCGCUCAGACUCUAUCCACCUGUUCCCUUUCAACACAAGUCUCCUACUGAAGCGGACGUUCUUCCAAGCGGACACAAAGUCGACGCCAACUCGAAGAUUCUGUUCUGUCUUUACUCAUUAGGGAGAAUGAAAUCGGUUUGGGGAGAAGAUGCAUUGGAAUUUAAACCGGAGAGAUGGAUAUCUGAGAGUGGAAGAUCGGUUCAUGAGCCAUCUUACAAGUUCUUAUCGUUUAACGCGGGUCCAAGAACUUGUUUGGGGAAAGAAGUGGCUCUGAUGCAAAUGAAGACUGUGGCUGUGAAAAUCAUACAGAACUAUGAGAUGAAGAUCGUUGAAGGGCAAAAGAUCGAGCCAGCUCCAUCUGUUAUACUUCACAUGAAGCAUGGUGUUAAAGUCACCGUUACUAAGAGAUGUUUGGUCUGAUUGUUUUUUUUUUAAGUAAUGCGUUUUUUUUUCUUCCUUUCUUCUUGGCAUUUUCAAUCCUCCCUGAGCGAGGAAAUAAGGUCAGCUGAAGCGAU
Molecule: messenger RNA, 1687 nt
Organism: Camelina sativa (false flax)
Lineage: Eukaryota; Viridiplantae; Streptophyta; Magnoliopsida; Brassicales; Brassicaceae
Source: RefSeq, a predicted model, not a curated record